AUGACAGAGGUGCUGGGCUACUGCCGAAGGGUCAGCUUCAACAACGUCCAUCCGGACGACGACCUGCUGCGAUUCUACUCCUACUCGUUCCACGAACCCACCCUGCCGACGGACCCGCCCCGGUUUUUCGGCAACUACUCGUUGACCUCCCACAAACGCCUCAAGCUACCGGACCCGCCCUCUAAGUCCAUUCUCAAAAACAAGCUCUCUCAGCAGCAGCUCAAAGACAACUUGGACAGAGCCCGCUCUUUGGGUGUCAGCUACCACGGCGACAUCAACGAUUUGGCCGAUUUUCCUCCAGAUUCCGUUCCUCGACUGGAGGUCGCCGUGGUUUGCGUCGAGGACGGUGCUGACGAUGACGGGCCCAAGUCCCCCACGGGCUCCUCCACCAAUUCUUCCUCUUCCUUGCAGCCUCCUCCUCCACCUCCAACUGGCGGCCGCAGGAAGUCGUACCUGGGCAUGUCGGACGAGGAGCUCAUGGCCUUGGACCCGCAGUUUAAUACCCCAAGAACAUCGGAUAUUUCGUCGUUCAAGUUUGACUCCCAGCAAACAUACUACAAAAACAGCCCCAGGCGAAGCUCUGCCGUCGCCGCCACCACCGUGGUGCCCCAGGCCAAGCAGGUGAUAUAUCCGCUGCUGAACGAAAACAACUACCCGUCGAUUUCCUUAACGGCAAAGCACGAGGACUACGACCACAACAUUCUGACAGCCAGAAAGCUCAUGACGGUGUUGUCGGGGCGCAAACACACGUGGAACUCACUAGAUUGGCUUCUCCAGACAAACAAGGAGGCCAUUGGACCCAAUGAGCCUGGGUUUCUCCAGAGCGGCGACUACUUGAUCGUCGCUGCUCUUGUGCCGCUAAAAUACUUCAACGCCAACACCACACGCAAGAAAAAUGCUCUAGAAGACAAACUAUACAAGAAAUGCGAGCACCUUCUCGACUACAUUCUCCACUCGCUUCCAGACAAGCUGCUCUGCCUAAAAGUCACGGUGGAGUUUGUCAUUGACGUGCCGCCUGCAGACCCCAUGACGUUAACGGGAAAAAGACCUCCUCCCGUGGGCACAAAGUUCAUGGUAGACCAUCUUUUCAAACAGUAUCUGCCCAACUUGGUAAUUUUGGGCAACAAGUCCACCAACUUGAAUUUCAAGUACCCCAUGCGGAAGAUGAAGUCAAGCCUUUCAGCAUCCUCGGGCUCAACGCCUUCAGGGCAAGGCUUUUCGCUUAGCAAGUUCCACCUGGCUCCCCAGAUGUCGAGUGGUUCAGAUGAACACGAGGUAUAUUUGAUCAAAUUGACUUCGUACGUGAUCAAGUAUUCUCCUGUUCCUGUCAUAAUCGUGGGAACGCACAACACGGCAAUUCACAAGAAAAACGGCACAAGGCCGCUGUUGGUGACAUUUUCCGACCAGCCUUUGGGCCCCAAGAUCACUUUGGACGUUCCUCAACGAUCCGGCGGGCGUAAACCCUCCACCACGUCCACAGCUUCGAUUGAAUCGUAUGCCGGGCCCCAGGACGGUGCCAGCGUAUGCUCACUGGAUGAGUCGCUGCAGCACAUCAACAUGGGGGACACCCUCGCCGAUCUCAUGAGCUGUCUGUCCGAAAGCAAGUUUCAAGAUAUGCUUUCAGUCGUUUCCCAGUGCUCGUUGACCGAGCUGCGAAACUACCUCACUUCCCUUAGUGACACUUCCAAAAACCCCGAAGCAAAACUCAACAGCAAAGUACAUCAGGCCUAUCAGAGCUACAGCCAUACUAGGACUGGAGUUUCGCACCUGGCCAGCCGGACCCUUUCCAACAGUAGCGACGGCAAGCCAUACAAGGUGAAGAGUAUGAUCUCGUACAGCGAAGAGGAGGAGCGCAAGAACGAGAAGAAGCUCAACGACAAGCGGCUCAAGAAGUCGGUCUCGCAGAGCUCUAACGGCCUGGCCAGCAGUGGUGACAAGAAAGUGAAGAAAAAGAAGUCGUUUCUCCAAAAAAUUGGGUUCAAGAAGUGA
Messenger RNA from Candidozyma auris, 1989 nucleotides. RefSeq lists its product as uncharacterized. NCBI's taxonomy places the organism in Eukaryota, Fungi, Ascomycota, Pichiomycetes, Serinales, Metschnikowiaceae. The record is from RefSeq and is a predicted model, not a curated record. Bases 1 to 1989 code for a protein of 662 amino acids. The transcript has a single exon.